GUUGCAACAUGUGGAGAAGAAAAAAAAUAAAGACUAAUCCAAUUUUUCUACUUUUUCAUUCUUUUAUUUGUUAAGCAGGUUUGAAGAUUCUCAAUGGCUGUUGAUGCCAAUUUACCUGAGGAUGUAACGUUUGAGAUUCUAGCUAGAUUGCCGGUGAAGUCUUUAAAGCGAUUUCAAUGCAUACAAAAAUCUUGGUUAGCUUUGAUUCAAAGUCCUGAAUUUGCAUCUGCUCACUUCACUUUUAGCAAAGCAAAGGCCUAUCCUCUUGUCAAGCGUGACAGUGAUUUUACUAGGAAGCCUAUCAUUUCAUUGCUUUCCAAUGAAACACUUGAUGUAAAAGUUGAUCUCGACAUUCCAAACUUGUUUGGUAGAAAUGCUCGCUGCAUUCGUAUUCAAGGUUCUUGCAUUAAUGGCAUCGUAUGUCUUUGGAGUGAUGAUGAUAUUGUCAUUUGGAACCCUGCUACCAAAGAGUUCAAGGUUAUUUCAGACCUUGAGGUUGAUAAUCUAGUUCGUGAACCAUAUAGUUGUUCUUUAAUACUAACACGUUUCAACUAUUACUGGGAUGCAGUGGGUUUUAGUCAUGAUUCCGAAACAGAUGAUUAUAAAGUGGUAAGAAUUGGUUCAUGCUGCUGCAAGUGUUGUUUCUUACCAAACAUUUCAGUCGAUGUUUAUAGUUCAAGCACUAAUUCCUGGAGAAGCCAUCCUAAAAUCUGGCCUUAUUCAAGCAUUCUACAGGGUCGUUGUCCUGACUCUCAAGUUUACUUAAAUGGGUCUUAUCAUUGGUGGGCUAUAACCGAAGGAGAUCUUGAUAAAGAGAUUAUUCUAACAUUUGAUAUGACCAAUGAAAUUUUUAUUGAGACACCAUUUCCUGACGGUGUUUUUGGUCAUUUUUACUUCACAAGCAGGAUUGAUAAAUUCAUGGUAAUAAAUGGAUGUGUUGCCAGAGUUUUUUGUUCUAACCAUGAAGAGAUAGAUAAAAGGUUUGAUGUGUGGGUGUUAGGUGAACUUGGUGUAAAAGAAUCUUGGACAGGAUUAUUCACAAUUGGACCUGUUUUAGGCAUCCAACGCCCACUAGCAAUUGACAACAAUGGUGGGUUCUACUUCGAGAAUGAAGAAGGGAAAGUGGUCUGGUAUCAUCCAAGUACUCAAGAGACGAAUACCCUCAAAAUCCAAAGGAAAUCUUUACAAGUUCUAAUUUAUGCAGAGACCUUGCUUUCUUUGGAGAAUUGAAGUGGUCUUCACCUUCAUUUAUCUUUGUUUUUCUUGCACAUGAUUAUAAUAAGUUGUA
This is a messenger RNA of Durio zibethinus, 1288 nucleotides long. Its product is annotated as F-box/kelch-repeat protein At3g23880-like. Lineage: Eukaryota; Viridiplantae; Streptophyta; Magnoliopsida; Malvales; Malvaceae. The record is from RefSeq and is a predicted model, not a curated record. Gene Ontology annotation, molecular function: protein binding.